CCUAUCAGGCUGCUGCAGUGCCCCAAAUUACCGCAAGUAAUGUAAGUCAAACAGUUAAACCCGUGCCUGUACCAACUGCUCCUGCCCCUGCCCAGGAAGCCAAACCUCAACCCAAGAAAAUGAUGAUGAUGAAGAGAGCAGCCGAUAAUGCAGCAGCGGCAGAGGCCCUUCCUUCCAAACGGGAGAAACGCGCACCGGCACCACCGGCCAAUAAGCAAGCGGACGCCCAUUUGUCGGCGAAUGCGUGGCCGCCGUCGUUGCAACAAUAUGUCGAGGACGCAUAUAAUAACUGCGAUAAAGACAAGUUUGAUCAGGUAGAGGUUGAACUACGUGACCUCAUUAUCGAAAAGCAUAGGGCAGGCGAGUUAAUGACCACCAAUUGGAGCGAAAUGGAUUUGCCAAGCGCAUGUAAAAAGAGACCAUCGAAAAAAGUUAAGAAAGACCGUACACCCACUUUUUCGCCAGCGCCUACACUGGAAGAGCAAGAAAAACGUAUGAAUCGAUUGAAACGGUUCCAGAAUCAAGCACUUCCUCGAAGAGAGCCGACACCUGUAAGCUCGCCUUUCCCAAGCGGUGCUCAUGUGCUGCAGGAUGUUACCAACUGGGACAAGCAUACCAUCGUUGGCACAUGCACCGACUUGGAAAAACAUUAUCUGAGGUUAACGUCGGCGCCGGAUCCGUCGACAGUACGUCCUCUUCCCAUUCUAAAACAGACGCUCUCACUCUUGCAAACAAAAUGGUCAAGCGAACAAAACUACACUUACAUCUGUGAUCAAUUUAAAUCUCUAAGACAGGAUCUAACCGUUCAACGGAUAAGGAACGAAUUCACGGUCAAAGUAUACGAAAUUCAUGCUCGGAUUGCCUUGGAAAAGGGCGAUCUUGGUGAGUAUAACCAAUGUCAGACACAACUUAAACAGCUUUACAAGCUUAACAUCCCGGGGAACGUCGAUGAAUUUACGGCGUAUCGCAUCCUUUACUUUUUGCAUACACAAAACUGGGCAGAUAUCAAUUCCAUCAUGGCUGAAUUAUCGCCCGAGCAGAAGCAAGCUGAAUCCGUCAAGCAUGCCCUCAAGGUGCGACGAGCACUGGCGACGUCGAAUUUUCAUCAGUUUUUCCUUCUCUAUUUAAACGCACCCAAUAUGGGCGGUUACGUAAUGGACAAUUUUAUAGAACGAGAGCGCGUCAAGGCACUGAUGGUCUUGUGCAAAGGUUGUCGCCCAAAUCUGUCUUUGGAAUUCGUUCAGCAGGAACUGGCAUUCGAUACUCGGGAAGACUUGACAAAAUUUUUGAAGCAUCAGAGCAUGCAGGAUACCCUGACAGACACAGGCAUGUUGUCGACUAAAGAAGGAUUCCAAAGGCUCAAUGAAAGCAUAAAAAAAUACAAAAAGAUCGAUAUCAAAGGCCAAUUAUAGCGUUGGAAAUUUUUUUCAAUCGAUAUACUGGCUUUCCCCUUUUUUUAUUGCGGAUUCAAGGUUAAUGCAAUCUAUUUAUUCUUUUUUUGGAUUUGAAUGGAUGUUUCCCUAGCAUGUAAAUAAAAAAAUAUUUUAGAGUGGCACAAUCGCCAGUGGAUUAUCGAUAGAAUAAUUGUUCAGAAUAAAAUCAGCCCACAAGAGGGCAUCGACGGUAAAAAUGUGUGCGGGAAAGAUGUCGGGACAUUCUUCCGUCAAGGCAGGAAAUAAGGAUGCAUGCAGUUCUUGCAUUUCCAUUUGCGAUUCUUCAUCAUGAAAUUGUUCACUGCA
Molecule: messenger RNA, 1739 nt
Organism: Radiomyces spectabilis
Lineage: Eukaryota; Fungi; Mucoromycota; Mucoromycetes; Mucorales; Radiomycetaceae
Product: SAC3/GANP/Nin1/mts3/eIF-3 p25 family-domain-containing protein
Exons: 10
Coding region: 120-1412 (430 amino acids)
Cellular component (GO): nucleus
Source: RefSeq, a predicted model, not a curated record